Molecule: messenger RNA, 871 nt
Organism: Pseudomyrmex gracilis
Lineage: Eukaryota; Metazoa; Arthropoda; Insecta; Hymenoptera; Formicidae
Product: UPF0193 protein EVG1 homolog
Exons: 6
Coding region: 111-824 (237 amino acids)
Source: RefSeq, a predicted model, not a curated record
UUUGUUUAUAUACGUUGAUUAAUACGCGAUGUGUAACUUGUUGAAAUUCAAAAAAAAACUAACUACGUCCUGGAAGAAGUUUCUAACAAAUUUCCGGGGGAGGCGUCAAUAUGGAUCGAAAGUAUCAGAGAGUCGGUUUGGGAGUAGGCGCGUUUCACAAUCCGCCGAUAGCAAAAUACAGCGAAGAAACCAGAAAUCUUAUCAAAUUGCUGAUGGAGGAAUCCAAGCUGACAAUGUUACAGAGAAAAACAAUCCAGAAUGCCGUGGACAACGGCGAGCCUUUGCCGCUUUCGGUUGAGAGGACGAGAAAAAAGGACGACAAAAUCGAAGACAAUGGACACCUUCUUAAAUCGAACAGUGCUUGGAGAAGACGGUCGCAAGAGACGAUAAUAAGCAGCGGUGCUUACGAGAGAGAGCAGUACCGAAGAACAACGCCCUUACUCGACAAGGAUAAACAAAAACGUCACUUGGCGUGUAUGAUGGCUUAUGGGAAAGAUAUGCCGGCGACUCCGCACGGUCCUAAGAUUCUGCACAGACCUAGACGAGAACCGCAACCGAUCGAAACCGCGGAUCUUCUGAACGACCUGGUACAAGGGAUACGAGAAAGAAUGGAUUUCUUGCGCGACAUGGAGAGUCUCGGUAUGGGAAAGAAGUAUCGAACCAUAAUACAGCAGGAAAUAGCGCAGAAAAUACGACUGAUCGAGUCUCUGGACAAGUCGACGUCCGACGAAUUGCGAAAUGAGAUUUGUGAAUUUAGAUUUGGCGAUAGAAAAAAACCGUCGCCGAGACCGUUCCUCCCGCUCGGAGAAUUGGAAGAAAAUUGAUCAAAGGUGGUGUGUUUUUGGAAAAACGUGAGAAGAGAAAUAAAAAA